AUGGACGAGAUUGGAUUCUUGUGGACGGAUGCCAAAAUGGACAAGCAUGAGAGGCGGUGGAUGGCAAUGUUUGAGGCACUGAAGGAAUACAAGGCAACUCAUGGACACUGCAGAGUACCUCACAAGGAAGGCACUCUGGGUAUAUGGGUCGGAACUCAGCGCCGUCUGUACACUAUUGACAAACUCAGGAGGGACAGACAAGAGAUGCUGGAAUCCAUUGGUUUUGAAUGGAGGCUUAAAAGGUUUGUUGAGGUGAAGAAACCAGAACAGGAAACUUUGUGGAAUUCACAAUAUGCCAAGGUUGUUAGAUUCAAGGAAGAAUAUGGUCAUACGUGUGUGCCAUAUCGAUAUCCUGAAGAUGAAGGGCUUGGCAUUUGGGUGCACAAUCAACGGAUACGAAACAAAAAUGGCACCUUGCGACCAGACCGUAAAGAAAAACUUGACAAAGUUGGAUUUACAUGGGACUUUGAUGAGAUUUAUGAAAAAUCUUGGCUGGACAGCUAUGAGGAGCUGAAGCAGUGCUACACCAAGAAGCUUGCUAUAGGAACUCCUCUUGGUAAGUGGGUAGACUACCAAAGGAUACGUUUUGCAAACGGUUCACUUGAACCAGAGAGGAAAGCGAUGCUGGAUGAAAUUGGCUUUGAAUGGUGGGAGUAA
Molecule: messenger RNA, 657 nt
Organism: Seminavis robusta
Lineage: Eukaryota; Bacillariophyta; Bacillariophyceae; Naviculales; Naviculaceae
Source: the annotation of a GenBank genome assembly